Messenger RNA from Capsicum annuum, 4568 nucleotides. Its product is annotated as nicotinamide/nicotinic acid mononucleotide adenylyltransferase. NCBI's taxonomy places the organism in Eukaryota, Viridiplantae, Streptophyta, Magnoliopsida, Solanales, Solanaceae. The record is from RefSeq and is a predicted model, not a curated record. Gene Ontology annotation, molecular function: nicotinamide-nucleotide adenylyltransferase activity; nicotinate-nucleotide adenylyltransferase activity. The transcript has 6 exons. Gene Ontology annotation, biological process: NAD+ biosynthetic process. Bases 2375 to 3187 code for a protein of 270 amino acids.
UUGUUGUUUGUUAUAAAGUGUGCUAAUUAAGGAAUUAUACCGGAAAAUGAAAUAGAGAAUGGUAAUAUUCAUGUAAAAAGAUUGUUCCUUUACCAUUAGCGAGCAUGUAAAAGACUGUGAUUUAAUUUAAGCCAUGAAUAUUCAUAAAAUGUGGUAAUUUUUGGGAACGAAUAAGCGUUAUCCUAAGUUGACAUUCAUGUUAGAUGCUUCGAGUUGUCUGAAUGAGCUGUUUGAUUCAUGAUGUUGUGUUUAGAAAAGUUAGUUGUGAAAUGCGUAUUACCUGUUUGGGAAAAUGCCUGAAUGAGCUGUUUGAUUUUUAGUAGUGAAAUGCAUAGUCCUUUAUUUGCUUUCGUGGGUGAUUUAAUUCACCUUACUCCUUUGGAGGAGUAUAUUGCUGCUUUAUCUGAAAUAUUUAGUGAUGAUUCUGCUACUCCAUGUUCGAAUUGAAAUAAUUGAGGCAAACUUGAUCUGUUAGGAAAUACAAAUUUGCUUUUGAUAGAUUGUUAGCCCAAUGCAGUCUCACUAUUGACCAAGCCAUUUCCUAUUUCCUUGGAGGACUGCAUGAUGAAUUUAGUUAACUCUGUCAUGAUGUAUGAACCAUGAACCUUAACAAAACCUAUAGACUUGCUAGAUUGGCUAAGCUGCCCUAACUGUUUCUCACAGAUCUCCAAAGCCUUCCUCACUAAAUGUUCCUAUCCAACAAUUCAACAAAUUUUAGCCUACUAACCUGGCCUUGACCAAACCAUCCUCUUUCCACAUCAGUCACCCAUCCAAAGUGCUAAACGCCAUCCAUCCAUAUACCAUACAUCAACCUAGUUUUUAAAAUCUAGAAAAACCAUAUCACCAACUAUAUUACAGGCCAAAAGAGCUAAGGGUUUGUGUUACUUUAUGAUGGAAAUUAUACAUUUGGUAACAAGUUCAAUCUACCUAAUCAAUUAUUUGUCAUGGAUUUGGAGAACCUUGAUGAUAAACCUCUUAACGAGUCAUCACGUACAGUUGACACUAUUGUAUCUAUUGGAGAUUUGUCAGAAGUUGGUGUUGACAAUUUCUUAUCCCUCUUUGUGCCUUAAGUGGGUUGCAAGGUGGUCAAACUAUCCAUAUGGUGGGGUAUAACUGUAAAAGACCUUUACAAGUGUUGUUGGAUGGUGGUUGUACAUAUAAUUUUAUUGAUGCUGAAGCUGCUAAAAGUCUUGGUUAUAAGUAAAUCCUACUAAGGUUGGGUAUGUAAAUCUAAGCAAUAACUCCAAGCAUGAUACAUAGGGGAUGGUGAGGAAUUUUCAGUGGAUCCUACAAGGUACUACUUUUACGGAGCACGCACUUGUAUUUUCUAUGGGUAGACAUGAUGUGGUUCUUAGUGCUCUAUGGAUUAAGACAUUAGUUAUAUGGAUUUUAGUUCCCUAACUAUGUCAUGUUACUAUAAAGGGGAGCAUCACUUAUUGAGCGAGGCAUUUGAGGAAUAUACGCACUCUAGUACUAAGGCUGUGAAUAAGUAGAGCAAUGAAGGUGUUCAAAUGUUUAUGUUACAGAUUCAACUGACCGGUACUGAUGAGUAUUGUGACACUUUUAUGUUUUGCAGUUUAGUAGCACCAAUAUAGUUCCUCAUGUUAUUGAUAAGCUUCUUAUCGGUAUAGCAAAAUUUUCAAUAAUUCUGUGGCUUUACCUCCUAGAAGAGGACCUUUUGAUUAUAGAAUUACCUUGUAGCUUGGGACUAAAGCUAUCAACUUAAUACCUUUCAGGUAUUCUUUCAUGAAUAAGGAUAUUAUGGAAAAAUUGGUGAAAGAUAUGUUGGAUCAAGGUGUAAUUCACUACAGUAAAAACCCAUUUACCUCUCCAGUAGUACUUGUAGGCAAGAAGGAUGGUACUUGAAGGGUCUGUGUGGAUUAUAGGGAGUUGAACAAUGCUAUUAUGAAGCAUAAAUUUCCCAUUACCAUUAUUGAUGACCUCUUAGAUGAGCUAGAUAGUGUAUCUAUCUUUUUCAAAUUGAUCUUAGGUCUGUUUAUUACUAGAUUAGAAUGGUGCCUGAAGAUGUAUCUAAGAUUUCUGUGAGAACUCAUAUGGUACAUUAAGGAUACUUGGUUAUGCACUUUAGCUUAACCAAUGGCCCCUCCACUUUCCAGUGUCUUAUGAAUCACCAGUUCCAACCAUUCUUGAGGAAGUUUGCGUUGAUUUUUUUUGAUGAUAUUCUAAUUUGCAGUUUGUCCUUACAAUAUCAUGUAACCCAUUUGCAGUAAGUGUUUAAUGUGAUUGAGUAGCAUAGCUUAUUAUCUAAGAUAUCUAAAUGUGCCUUUGGUGUUGCUAAUGUUGAAUAUCUGGGCCAUUUCAUUUCCAAAGCUGGUGACACCAUAAAUCCUAAAAAGAUUACAGUUGUUCAGUCAUGGUAAGAGGGUUUCUUAGGUUAUUUUGCUACUGUAGGAAGUUUAUCCAAAGUUAUGGUCUUAUCAAUAGACCUCUCAUAAGCUUCUUAAAAAAUGAUAACUUUCAUUGCUCAGAAGAAGCUGAAAAUGUUUUUCCUACUCUAAAGUCAUCCCUCACUUUAGCUUUUGUUUUGACUCUUCCCAAUUAUGCUAUUCUCUUUGUUGUUAAAAUUGAUGCUAGUGACUCAGGCAUUGAUGCAGUUUUGUUGCAAUCAGGACAUCCAGCAGCCUUUAUUAGUAAGACUGAUAUUGCUUUACCGCUGGCUAAGUUGUCUUUGGAUUUAUUAAAACAAGUGGAGGGGCCAUCAAGUCCUGAGAGGAGGAAAAGGACAUAUGUAGUUCUUGUAUCAACAGGAAGUUUCAAUCCUCCAACUUAUAUGCACUUGCGUUGUUUUGAGUUGGCAAGAGAUGCAUUGACUUCAGAAGGAUUUUGUGUGAUUGGAGGUUACAUGUUACCAGUAAAUGAUGCAUAUAAGAAGAAGAGUCUUAUAUCUGCUGAGCAUCGUGUUGCAAUGUGUCAGUUAGCUUGUAAAAGCUCAGAAUUGGUUAUGACAGAUCCCUGGGAGUCUGGGACAAACAAAAUUACCUUCAUCCUGUCAAGAUUUUGCUUGAAAUUAUUUGUGCUGGCAAGUCAGGAUAGCUAUCAACGAACAUUGACAGUUCUUUCUAGAAUAAAAACUGCUGUCGGUGAUGGAAGUUUGGCAUCCACUGGUAAGAUCCAUAAUUGGCAUAAGUCAGUCUGUUGGAAUACUGUUGAUCGAAAUUCAGAUUAAUGGUCAAUGGUUACAUGAGAAACUUGCAAUCCUCCCGAAACCAGCUUUUUCUUUUUGAUAAAUGUUCUGUCGUUCCUACGGUUUUAGUGAAAGAAAAGAAAUUUACCCCUUCCAGCCCUCCCUGCCACACACACAGAAAAGGGAAAAAGGAGAAAACACACUACCUUAUUCCUUUUUUACAAGAGCCAUAUGUGUGAAAGUAUAAGCUUGCAGACAUCUUUAGCAUUCAUAUUUUAUGCCUCCAACUUAUCUAGCAUGUAAAAUGUUAGUAUAGGUUCAAUACGUGGUGUGCGAUUAUCAAACUCUACACGCCCAUUUUGCAAUUUCUCUGCACUCUGGCUUUACAUAGGAGUUGCAAUACGAUUAUCAAACUCUACACGCUCAUAUCUGGAGAUCUUCCUUGCCCAUGAGCUGGUGGGUUUCAUCUCCAAGUUCUUGCUCACAAUUUUUCCCCUGGGAUGGUGUUGGUAGUUGGUUUAAGCGAGGGAACAAAGAGUAAUGUAGCAGCAGGUUCAUUGGCAAUAGUUCAAAACCUUAGGGUAGCUGCAUGCUUAGUAUAUAUAUUUGGCUGUUACCAACUUACAGUUGAAGGUAAAGUAAGAAGAAACUAUUUUCCGAAGCAAGUGAUUUAGUGCACCAGGUGGUCACGGGUUCAAGUCUUGGAAACAGCCUCUGGCAGAAAUGCCAGCGGUAGCGGUAGCUUUAGUGCACCGGGCUGCCCUUUUUAAGUGAUUUAGUUGUUGAAGCCUAGCUUCUUCAUUGUCUAAAGCUCUGAGCGAUUAGUUAGUAGAUCACUGUGCAGUUCAUUUCUCUUGUGGAUGUAGCUUUAUUGUGUAUUGAUCUGUACUUUCUCAGCUUCAAAUUGAAUUUCAUGUUCUCCAUUCGAUUCUUUUGAUUUGAUGUUCAGUUUGUAAAAUUGAAUAUUUUCACUUAUAUUAUUUAUAAUUGCAAGUUCAAUAACUCAUAAUUUUGUUAUGAUCCAUUGCAAAGUCCCACAUCGGUACUACAAAGUAUUGGUGUGGGGUAUUUAUAACCUUGGGCUCUCCCAUCUUAAUAGCUAGCUUUUGGGGUGUGGUUCUCCUAAGGUUGUAAUAGUGGUAUUAAAGCCACCCAUUACCCUUUGCGCCCACUGUGCCUGGGAUGGUGACGUCAGUAUGGCAGUGUUCAGCUGGGGCUAGCAAUGUUUAGCGUACAGCCAUCGAGGCACCUGGGCACCGGACUCAAAAAGGGCUACCUAGGAAAGAGCAGCUACCUACGUAAGUAGAGUGAAAGCUACCCAGAGUGGAGCCGUCGAGGACGACGGAUGCGGAGCGUGGUGGUUUGUUAUGAUCAGGAUGUUGAAAAGAUCAUCCCCAAUGAUGAUAUUUUGAAUGCAUAUAAG